This is a messenger RNA of Camelus dromedarius (Arabian camel), 1079 nucleotides long. RefSeq names its product meteorin, glial cell differentiation regulator (gene METRN). Gene Ontology annotation, molecular function: hormone activity. The record is from RefSeq and is a predicted model, not a curated record. The transcript is spliced from 4 exons. Gene Ontology annotation, biological process: positive regulation of axonogenesis; glial cell differentiation. The coding region runs from base 87 to 962 and encodes 291 amino acids. NCBI's taxonomy places the organism in Eukaryota, Metazoa, Chordata, Mammalia, Artiodactyla, Camelidae.
GGCCGGCGCAGGCGGUGGGGCCUGUGCGGGGCCGGGCCCCGCGCCCCAGCUGCUCCCCACCGCGCCCCCGCGCGUCCUCGCGCGCCAUGCCUCCCCCUGCGCUGCUCUGCGCGCUUUGCUGCGGCCUCUUGGCCGUGGCCGCCCGCGCCGGCUACUCGGAGGACCGCUGCAGCUGGAGGGGCAGCGGCCUCACCCAGGAGCCCGGCAGCGUGGGACAGCUGGCCCUGGCCUGUGCGGAGGGCGGGAUCGAGUGGCUGUACCCCGCCGGGGCGCUGCGCCUCACCCUAGGCGGCUCCGACCCCGGCGGGCGGCCGAGCAUCGCCUGCCUGCGGCCGGCGCGGCCCUUCGCAGGAGCCCAAGUCUUCGCGGAGAGGGAGGGAGGCACUCUGGAGCUGCUCCUGGCCGAGGGCCGAGGCCCGGCCAGGGGCCGAUGCGUGCGCUGGGGUCCUCGCGAGCACCGGGCCCUCUUCCUGCAGGCCACUCCACAUCCCGAUAUCAGCCGCCGCGUGGCUUCCUUCCGCUUCGAACUGCGGGAAGACGGGCGUCCAGAACUGCCUCCGCAGGCCCAGGGACUUGGUGCAGAUGGUGCCUGCAGACCCUGCAGUGAUGCUGAGUUCCUUCUGGCUGCAUGCACCAGUGACUUUGUGAUCCUCGGAACCAUCCAUGGGGUAACCCACGACACAGAGCUGCAGGAGUCCAUUAUCACCGUGGCGGCUGUCCGUGUCCUCCGCCAGACGCUGCCGCUGUUCCGGAUAGGGGGCCCUGGGGCCCAGGUGCAGGCCUCCAUUCGCACCCCACUGCGCUGUGGUGUCCGCCCCGGCCCUGGCAUCUUCCUCUUCAUGGGCUGGAGCCACUUUGGUGAGGCCUGGCUGGGCUGCGCCCCCCGCUUCCGGGAAUUCAGCCGUGUCUAUGCAGCUGCCCACACCAACCACCUCCACCCCUGUGAGGUGGUGCUGGACUGAGGGGCCUGGGAACAGGAUGCUGGGAAGGGGCUGGGAGGAGGGUGGGGGGAUGCCUCCAGAUGGCAUCACGGUACCCACUGCCUCUGCUGUAACAGCAAUAACCAAUAAGAACACUGA